Lynx canadensis (Canada lynx) is the source of this 781-nucleotide messenger RNA. RefSeq names its product VHL binding protein 1 (gene VBP1). Gene Ontology annotation, biological process: tubulin complex assembly; protein folding; microtubule-based process. The transcript has 7 exons. Bases 31 to 624 code for a protein of 197 amino acids. Gene Ontology annotation, molecular function: tubulin binding. Gene Ontology annotation, cellular component: cytoplasm; prefoldin complex. The record is from RefSeq and is a predicted model, not a curated record. NCBI's taxonomy places the organism in Eukaryota, Metazoa, Chordata, Mammalia, Carnivora, Felidae.
GGCGGCUAGUCGCGCGCUCGCUUUCCCAAGAUGGCGGCCGCUAAGGACGGUUGUGGAUUAGGAGAAGUGGCCGCAGGGAACGGCCGGCGGCUCCACCUGGGGAUUCCUGAGGCCGUGUUUGUGGAAGAUGUGGAUUCCUUCAUGAAACAGCCCGGGAAUGAGACUGCAGAUAUAGUACUGAAGAAGCUGGAUGAACAGUACCAGAAGUAUAAGUUUAUGGAGCUCAAUCUUGCUCAAAAGAAAAGGAGGCUGAAAGGUCAGAUUCCUGAAAUUAAGCAGACAUUAGAAAUUCUAAAAUACAUGCAGAAGAAAAAAGAGUCCACCAGCUCACUGGAGACUAGAUUCUUACUGGCGGAUAACCUGUAUUGCAAGGCUUCAGUUCCUCCUACUGAUAAAGUGUGUCUGUGGUUGGGGGCUAAUGUGAUGCUUGAAUAUGAUAUUGAUGAAGCCCAGGCAUUGUUGGAAAAGAAUUUAUCGACUGCUACAAAGAAUCUUGAUUCCCUUGAGGAAGACCUUGACUUUCUUCGAGAUCAAUUUACUACCACAGAAGUCAAUAUGGCCAGGGUUUAUAAUUGGGAUGUAAAAAGAAGAAACAAAGAUGAUUCUACCAAGACCAAAGCAUAAUGCUGGCAAUUAAAAAUGUGGUUCAGUUUUCAAAACAUGUUAUUUUAAGUACCCCAAAGUUUAUCCCUAAAGGUUGACAUUACUUUGACUGAUUUUUUUGAACAGUAAGAGCGGUAGUUAAAACUUUAAAAAACAAGAUAAACAUUUUAUUAUAAAA